Molecule: messenger RNA, 600 nt
Organism: Dendronephthya gigantea
Lineage: Eukaryota; Metazoa; Cnidaria; Anthozoa; Malacalcyonacea; Nephtheidae
Product: ubiquitin-like protein 3
Exons: 5
Coding region: 232-600 (122 amino acids)
Source: RefSeq, a predicted model, not a curated record
UUGGCAACUAAUCUCUCAAGCCAACAAUGUACAUAAAAGAGGAAUAAUGGUUGGAUUUUUAUCGUGGAUUUUUACUAUGUUCCUGUGUAAUUUUAAGAAUUUUUAAUACUAGACGAGAACAAACGUAUUGCUUUGAGGUUCUUCCCGUUUUCACGGGCAACAGAACCGUCGGGAACAAUUGAAACAUUCGGCAUUUUUGUGGUCUCCCUGGCUUGAGAGAUCUUCGUGGAUAUGUCGGAUGUUGUCACACAACGCAAAAAGGGUUCUGGUCUGCCAUCAGAUAAGAUUUGUUUACAAUUGAUUUGGGUCACAUUACCAGUCAAAAGACUAGACUUUUUUUUUACUCCUGAUGAUACAGCUGCUUACAUUUGUCAGUAUGUCUUUGAUCACUGGCCAGAAGAAUGGAAGGAGGCUACAGUAACUUCAGCCAAUGUACUAAAAUUAAUUCAUCAGGGAAGAUUUCUUCAUGGAAGUGUAUCUAUAGGAGCUUUAAAUCUUCCGUUAGGGAAGCGUAGUGUGAUGCAUUUAGUGGCCAGAGAAAAUUUACCCGAGCCUCCUUCACAAGGUCAAAGCAAGAGAGAUAACUGUAAUAUUUUGUAG